UGCGCAGUGGCGGGUAACUUAAAGUCUCGAAGCCUCAUAACAAAAGAAUGAGCGACUUUUUAACCAACUUUCGACUGGUAGAAGUUGAACUUUCACCUCUAAAAUGUUCACAAAACUUAAGAAGAAGAUAGUGGAGGAAGAUCAUAGCGAUUUGGGCUCGUCAUUGGCGAGUAGUCCGCCACCUAGCUGUCGUUCUCGCUCAAUUUCAAAAGAAAAUAAAUGGCACAAACGAAGAAUGAGCAGCGCGAGUAGUUAUUAUGGCUCGAGAGAAUCCAUUUUUACAGAACCUGGAUUUAUGUACAGAGAUACAUCUUUCCUAAAUGAUAAGGAAACUAGAAGCGUACGCUCGUCAGAUGCGGUUGUAAGUCCACGAGCCUUGAAAACAUUCCCAUUAGAUUUGCUUUCUUUUACGGUCUACUCGUCUCCUUAAGUACAUUCAUGGCUGAUUAAGUUUCUGGCAGUCGUAAAUAUUUUAUGAGUCAAACACCAGCAAACCUAGAAAGGAUCUUGUGUCAGUCCUACGUGAAAAAAUGAAAGAAAUUGACGCUUUGAAAAAUAAACUAUCAGAAUAUGAAGAAGAAAUAAAGAGAUGGAAAAAACUUUACAAAGAAAACCCUUCAAAGGUAUCACCCACUACAAUUGGUGCAAAAGAAAAAGCUCUCGACAUUUUGGUUAAAGGAUCGGUGUGACUAUGAAGAACAAGAGCAGAUAUUGAAGCAACAAACAUCAAAGUUAGAAACAGAAAACAAAACUUUGAAGAGCCAAUUGAACGAGAUCAUCACAGAAGUCACCCAGAAAUCAGUCGAGCUCCGUAAAGUUGAGAAACGUUUGGAAAUGCGAGAGCAGGAACUUAGCGAAUUACAAGAGCUUUAUAACAAUUUGAAGUCAAGGAGAUCUGUGGAGAUUUCUACGGAGGAUAACGAGUUCGAAAGUUCAGAAACAAGGCUUCGUAAGAGUGAAAGAUCUUUCCUCGAUGCAGAACAAGCUGCUGAAAACGACGCACAAACGAACGUGUUUUCCAAAAUUGGGAACGAAACAUCAUCUGAAAUGAACGCUCUUGCAACUCUGGUGGCAUCCCUAAACGAAAAACUUGAAAGGAAAGAUAAGGAAUUGACUAGUUGUAAACGUGUCGCCGAAGAAACGAUCGAAGAACUCAACGAGAAGAUUAAAACGAUGCAGAGCAAAAGUGUGAAGCCUCAAAAUGAACCAGUACUAAAUGAUCAAUUGGAUGCUCUAAAACAAAGAAACUCUUACCUCGAGAAGGAAUUGGAGAGCGUUCGUAGUCAACUGACGCACGCAAGAAGAUUGAAAGACAAUCGGCCGGCAUGGCGUCGUUCGUGUGAUACAAAGCUCGAGGAACGAUCGCGUCAUGUAGAAAAUGAUUUUCGUCAGAGAGAAGCGAAAUAUGAAAGUCAACUUGCAGAUCUACAAGAGGAAAGGGAUCAACUACAUUCGGAUCUUUUGAUCAAAGACGAAGAGUGCGCACAAAUUUCCAUGUGUCUCGACGAAGCGUUGAAUAAUACGAACGACCUGAAACAACAGAUACAAUGUCUCGAGACUGCACUUGAAGAGAAAGCCUGCACGAACAACACUCGAAUUAAGUCAUUGGAUGCUUCAAACCGGACGGGGAAUGUCGAAAUUAUGGAGGCACUACAUCGACAACUUGAACAGUGUAAAGAAGAAAAUCGCCAUUUGGAAGAAGAGUUACAAGAAAGAAAUGAUGUGAACGUUAGUUUGAAACACAAACUGAAAGAAAGUGAUGAAGAAUUGAAGACUUAUAAAAUCAAGUUAUCCCAAUUCGAAGAAAACAAUAAACUCGCCGACAGACAGAGAAUUAUAGAUAUGAAAUCAAGCAAGAAUGAUUUGAACGAAAAUGAUGUUUUACGUAAGCAGAUUAUUGAAAAGGACUUGAAGAUCAAGAAUCUUCAAGCGAAACUCGUGGAUAUCAAGAGAGCUCUUCAACGCGAGCUGAAGUCUUCUGUUGAUUGUGUCGAUGGAACAACGGAAAAUCACACGGACAACACAAGGAUUGCGUUGCUGGUCUCAACGUCGACGCAAACCGAUAACGAAGACUUGGAGUACUUGCAAAUGAAUUUCAAGUAUCCUUUUCAAUUCCUUGUUAUCCUUACAAAUAUGCUGGCGAUAUCACUAUAUCUGAAACACGUGAUAAUCAAGUUUAUGUGCAGCACAAACGAGAAGGUAUAUUUGGUGGAUGUGACGUCACAUGAGUGCCACCUACGUGAAUUCAGCGAGCGCUGGACGAAGAGCAGUUACAGGUCAAAAUCGUCGAAACCUUCAGCCCACUGCGCAGGUGCGUUAAUCCCAGGUGAGUCAGGGGGGGUGAACACUGGGCAAGAAAUUGUUUAUAAAGAGAAACUGAAUUUUUCGUUAACUUAAACAUUAAACAGUUAUGAUAAAAUUUUCCGACAAA
Molecule: messenger RNA, 2431 nt
Organism: Xenia sp. Carnegie-2017
Lineage: Eukaryota; Metazoa; Cnidaria; Anthozoa; Malacalcyonacea; Xeniidae
Product: golgin subfamily A member 1-like
Exons: 23
Coding region: 835-2397 (520 amino acids)
Cellular component (GO): Golgi apparatus
Source: RefSeq, a predicted model, not a curated record